Messenger RNA from Amoebophrya sp. A25, 5426 nucleotides. The record is from the annotation of a GenBank genome assembly. NCBI's taxonomy places the organism in Eukaryota, Dinophyceae, Syndiniales, Amoebophryaceae.
AGUGAUAACAGUGCAAGAAUACUGUGAUGUGCUUUAAUACUAGCAAAUUUUUAUCGAGCGUAGAUAUAAUUUCAUCUAGAAUAUCCGACAUGAAUUUAUGAAGAAGUUAUCACUGAUGUUUUCCUGAUUUUGCAGAAAAGCAUGAUCAUCAUCUUGUAUGUGCUGCUCUCCUCAAUGAAGAUCUUCUUCCUCCCUUUGAUUGAUGGAUUUCAACUUCGGAAGUUCUUUCGGAGUGGGAGUAGCAAGAAGUCCUAUAAGAACUAUAGUCGCACAGGCACAAGACGGGAACGACGUGUACGACGAGGAUCGGCGCAAUCAAAGAAAUUGGAGUUGGUGUUAAGAGUAGUUUGAUAAUCAUAACGUAGAGAGAGUCGAUGUCGAUCAUAGUACUAGUACAUUUAUUGUAUCUGGCUUUGAUUUCGAUUUUUUGGUGGACAACUCUGUUGUAUUAAAAGCAGGUUCUUGAAGCUCCUCCUGAACAAUGGAUAUUUAUGAUUAUAUAUAAAAACAAAGGAAUAGGAGGUUGUAGUCGUUUCCCUUGCUGAGGGGUCAACACCAUUCGAGGGGAAACUAAGCAGGUGAACCUGAUCUAAUCCUGAUUUUUGGUGAGUAUCAUGGCCGCAAGGAUGAACAAGACGGAUCGCCGGCUGAAUUUAUUCGCACUGCUGCACGGAGUUUGUACAAACGUUAAGGCUUACCCUUCUAAUCCCCAGCAACCGCAUCUUCUGAAGCAUCCUGAAGACCAAGAUCCUGAAGACCAAGAGGCUUUCCUUCAAGGGGAAAAGGGACCCAAAAAGGGUCCUCGAGCUCCAGGAUCAGGAUGCACCACUAAGAUUAAAAACUAUCUCGUUCUCGAGAAGUAGAAGAUGGAAGUAGGUCAUAAUUUCAAGUAUUUAGUAGAUUAGGGAAGAUCGCUAAGAGUGACGUGAAAUACUCUUGUUUGAAGAACUACCACCGAUGGACGUCGAUGCAGCUGUCACCAACGGACUGGAAAACCUGAGUCAGCGGUUGUGGCAGGAAGCGAGGUUUAUGUUGGCCAAUCAUCGCGGCAUAGGCGCUGACGCUCUUUCGGUAGUUGCUCGCGACGUAGACGCUGACGCUCUUUCGGUAGUUUCGCAUUCACGAUCACGACUUGAAGUUGAAAUAAAAAACCCCUUCAGAGAAUAUCUCUGCUGGUAUCUCGGGAAACUUGAUGAGGCCGCGUUCAAAGUAGCCAUGAAGUCGAACGCAGUUGCCGCGAAGGAAAAGAAAACCCCAAGAAUGCAGUCUUCAUCGCCUACGCAGUCGCAGGAGCUUUCUCAUCAAGCAGUAGCAGAUAUUGAUAAUAUAGGAGAUAUUAGUACAGAGUCUUCUCUCGUUCCCAACGGGGAAGAAAUCCGCAACAAUUUGUGUCUCAUCAACCCAGAAGAGAUGGGAGUCCGCGCAGGGGUACAAAGUCAACGUGAAAUAGCUUCUGAAGAAGGACCAGCACCACAUGAAAAAGAGAAUAGAUCAUGGCUCCCACUGGCGCGCGAGAUAGAGAGGAAUUACUUGCAAUAUGCUCAACAAAGAAGCUACUUUCGGAACGAUCCGGUCCUAAAAAUGGCAUUCGAAGAGCGGUUAGCGGAUUUGGAACUCCUGGUCCACCCGUAUGACUCCUCUAGGUCUACGACUACGCAAGGAGAUGAUCACUCUAAAGAAGGAGAGGGAGACUCCUUAGCCGCGUCUACGACUACGCAAGGAGAUGAUCACUCUAAAGAAAGAGAAACAAGGGCAGCACGUGAAGAUGACGGAGACUCCUCAGCGUCUACGCUUACGCGAGGAGGCCGCGACAAUGAAGUCGCUACAAAAACUCUUGAUCACACAUUCACAUAUACGUCAUAUACGGCUCCUUCCCUUGCGUACCAAUUCAUGGCACGUGAGCGCAAUCUUUUAUGGCUCCGACGAAUCGAACGCAAGGUUGCGAGACUUGGUAAGGAUUGCCCUGGCACUGUUGUCGUGAUCAUGGGAGACAGUCACGUGGACGACUUUGUCAAAAAGGCGACGACUAAAUCCUCUCGGCAUCAGCACGAGGAACAGCAGCUCUUCUCUGACGUAUGGAUGAUGUUUGUUCCAUUUCCAUCCAUACGAGGACCAUCGCGGCUGCAGCCCUUUUGUUCCGUCCCUUCAAACUGUAUUAUAGCUGAAGGGGGGCCUUCUAGACCUAGAAGAUGGAGGAAACAACAGCUAGUAGAUGGAAUAAGAAACAUCAUUCAUAUGACGAUAAAAUCAGGGUCCUGCACACGGAUCGCGAUUUCUCUUUCAACCGACUACGCGCAGAGGAGGUAAGGGCUACACCAUGAACAUUGCACAUUGAAUUACCAUUCAUCUUGAAGACCUGUUCUUGAUGAGUUCUCUUAUUCCAGUACUAGUACAACAAGUACGACGGAAGAUAGUGGCGCAAUGCUUAGAUGAUGAACUCUGUGUCUACUGUCGUGUCAAGAAGGAUGAUCUAACAGAGCAUGCAAUGUCUUUUUUUCCUACGAGUGAGCUUCACCUUUUUUAAGACCAGACGUGUCUUCGCUAGAGCAGUUGGUCGCCGUCGUGGAGGCGCAAUUUGAAACAAAGAAAGAGAACUACUUCAAGCGGAAGCAUCUGAUGCACGAGUACGCAGAUGCUGGCGUUCGCAAUGAAAAGGAGGCUUUGUUUAAGGAAGUUCUUGGGACAUUUCAUUGCUUGAUGAUGUUGUUUCCAAUUUUAGGAUAAUUGGGGUUGGAGCAUUUCAUUAUUUCAGAGCAGUUUAGAGCACGCGUGGCGCAUGGAGUAGCAUGGACUGCACGGAGCGCAGACCCGUAAGGGACGCAAGAAGCGCUCCCUUGAGCUCCAUGCAGCUCCAUGCGAUCCAUGCCAUGCGAGCUGCCAAAUCUUCUCAAUUAAUUUGUUUUAUCUAAUUCGUAUCUAGUUCUAGUAUUCGAGUACCUGCUGCUGCACCAGGAGCUGUUCUCCCUCAAUUACGUCGCUUUUGCUAUCUAAGAGAGUAAAUGUAAAUGAACAAUUAUAUGAAAUCUUGUUCAAACCCUAAAGCCUAGGCUGAAUGGUUCCGGUAUUUGGUAGCCUGAAUUUGAUCACAAGGGUUCUCUUCUUGUUUUCCCUUAUGAUCUUCAAAUUCAGGCUAAGUGCCAAAUUAUAGCGGGAGCAAUACAACAUAGGCCCAAGCAGCCCGUAGUUUAUUCAGCCCUAAUUUACUUUUCAAGGAGAAAGCAAAACCGCCAGUGUCAGCUGAAGAUGUCAGAGAUUAUCUGCGAGUGGAGUGGAGGCAUCUCCGUGGAUAUGGAACACCGUGGAAGGAGAGGGAGCCGGAUGACUUGUGGUCUCCCAUUGCGAUCGCGAUGUAUUGCAGAGCCAAGCCACAACGAGUCCCACCCUUAAGGAGGCUUGUACUUGUAGUUGCCUUAAAAAUUGACGUUCUUGAGGAGGUUGACGUUCUUGAGGAACCCUUCAGGAGGCUUGUACUUGUAGUUGCCUUAAAAAUUCCUCUUGAGGAAGAGGAGGUUGACGUUCUUGAGUGACUUGUUCCAAGAUCAAGAUGAAAUGAAUUUUUUAUUUAUAAGUAUGCGUAAACGAGGGGGCAUAAACAUACUUAAAAAUCUGGCUCUAACACAAGAAUACGUUGGCAGCAUGGCGUCCGUGAAACUCGAGCUCGAAGCCGCCACUGACUUGAUCCUAACGCCACGGGACGUAGUGCAACUCUGGAACAAGGGAAUGAAAGUUUGCCCUCAAAUUCUACAAGACUUGGCUCAAGUUUUAUUUCGCACGACAGGAGAGGGAGACCGAGACUUAAAGGAGGACAUGGACAUCAAGAAAAUGUUGCUAUUUGAAUUAGCAAAGAACCAAGCGAAUGCCGCAGAUCUAAGGAAGAUCCUAGACUUAGUCUUAGAAAGGAUGUUGAUGUUCUCAACAACACCUUCAACAUCAUUUUAAGGUCGGCUUUUAUUCAUCUUUCUCGGCAUCUUAGUACCCUGCUCUUGUUCCCCUUGUAUUCUUUUCAUGGGCAGAGAAGUGGUCCGUCGGGGUCGAGAAGAGGGGACCAAGAAAAAUCUUGCGGCUUCUUGUCGCACUGCAGGUGGACCACUUCAGACUCGAGUGCACCAUCUGACACAACUACUAGGACAAGAACUCUCUAUACAACCCUACAACCCUAUUUAGAAAAUAGCUGAACAAGACUGAUUCAUCCUCGUCUCGACAAGAACUCUAAUCAACAACACUGUCGAGAUGGAGACAGAAACAACUACUACAAGACCUCUUGGACUAUGCUAGGAUGCGUAUACCAUUGGCAUACGUGCGCAGGGUGGUAGAGAACGACAUUACGGAUCGAGUGCAGCUCCAAGACGAAUUGGGGAUCUCAUUGCAUGAACUGAGCAUUAAGGAGAGGAGAAGAACACGAGUUCGUUCAUGAAGAUAAAGAGGUCUUUCAUCUUCUUUGACAAUAUAGAUUCCUCGAGAAGGAAAAGAAUUUUCGUCCCCGAGAAGGAAAAGAAUCCUCUUCUAAAGUGAUCUUCGCCGAUAGGCAGAUUCCGUUUGAGGUAGUGCUGAAAUUGGUGCCGCCCAUCGGAGAAAGAGUCAAUGCGGAUGAAAUUGAAGCUUGGUGUUAAGGCUACUGCUGAAGAUCGUUCUCAGCAUUAUCCUACUUGGCCGUUUUUGUACUUGGAAAAGAAGGAUUCCCGAGGAUCAUGUGACUCUCAUGCUCCUAAAAAGUUUGGUAUCCAUGAGGUUGUAGAUCUUUUACGUAAUAUCGUUCAUUCUCUAGGAGUUGUAACAACUCGCAUCAAAAAUAAUACUUCCCAAGCUGUCUUCAUCUAUGCUAUUCACAAUGUGGAUAAACUUUUUCAAAAAUUAUGUAGUCGGAAUAUAUUUAUAUACUAAACGGGUUACCGUUACAUUAAAUGUAACCGGUUCUUACUCUUAGACUUUUGACGAUCAUUUUGCUACCCCGUCAAGAGCACAAUGCGGGCGGUAGCUCUAAUGGUGGAAAUUCGGGUGUGACACGAGACUAGACGUUGCUUUUGUGGUCGACGAGUGCGGACUGACCUCCUCCAACGUGAGGAAUCUUACUGCGGUUGGUCUUUCGUUGGGUGAUUUGCGGAAUAAAUCCAAAUCGGAGAUGUUGAAGAAGGAAGCGGUGUCUGAAAGUAGGUCCUCAACAAAUGUUGUUGAAAGUGCGCGGCUCGCGGUGUCUGAAGAUGAAUUGUGAUCAAGUAAGGACUUACAUACUAUAUCUUUGUCUGCAGGAGCAGAAGAUCUUCUGAAGCGGGAAACAAACAUAUCGACGUUGGCACGACAUUUAGUACGUUGUUACCUCAACAAGAAGUAAAGCAUAGUAUCACGACAUUUAGUGCGUUUUUACCUCAACUACAAGUAAAGCAUACAACUGAUACUAUCUUCUUCGACGCGAGGACAUGAGUCAUGAG